This is a messenger RNA of Caretta caretta (loggerhead turtle), 7462 nucleotides long. It is a transcript of the gene C2CD2L, whose product is annotated as C2CD2 like. Gene Ontology annotation, cellular component: cytoplasmic side of apical plasma membrane. Gene Ontology annotation, molecular function: phosphatidylinositol binding; phosphatidylinositol transfer activity. NCBI's taxonomy places the organism in Eukaryota, Metazoa, Chordata, Testudines, Cheloniidae. Gene Ontology annotation, biological process: positive regulation of insulin secretion involved in cellular response to glucose stimulus. The record is from RefSeq and is a predicted model, not a curated record.
GAGGCGGGGCGCCCUAGCUCCCUUGUCAGCAUUAGCUCUGCGCACGCAGCCCCGGUUGGUUUUUCCCCGGUAGAAGCUCGGUUCCGCCUGAACCAGCCUCAGGGAGAGUGCAACUAAGGAGCGUAUAUGGAGCCGCCCAACAGCGGCUCUGCCAGCAUGGAACGCGGAGCAGAUACAAUGUAGCAAGUGGAUGAGCUGGGGAGAGACCGGAAGCCACCACCCUCGCCUAUCAUAAGGGAGACCGGUAGCGUCCUUCCCUCCUCCCUUUUCCCUGGAAAUCCGUGUUUAUCCCGGGAGUAGUGACUGAGAUUUGGGCAGGCCCCGGCCCUUGAGAUGCUCCCGUACAACUGCCGGAGAUCGGGGUGAGGCCCUGGGCGGCUCCCCUCCCCCAAUCAUGCCUCCCGGACCCCCGUGAAACCCUUACUAGCCUCCCCGAAGUUGCUGAGCAGAGAGCACCAUGGAGCUGGAGCUAGGCUGGGCGGCUCUGGUGCUGCUCUUCGCCGCCUCCCUGCUCACCGUCUCGGCCUGGCUGUUGCAGUAUUCCCGGGGCGUGUGGAGCGGCCGGGGAAAGCCGGAGACCUCGGGAGGAGCUCUAAGGGAAGCAGGCAUCUGGAAGUCCUUACUGAGACUGCGGGUGGCCCCGGACGGAGCUCCCGAGGAGGCGGUAGCGGGGGCCAGAGGGCUCCUUGCUUCGCUCUUCGCCUUCAGAUCCUUCCGGGAGAACUGGCAGCGAGCUUGGGUGCGAGCCCUCAACGAGCAGGCCUGCAGGCACGGGAGUUCAGUCCAAAUCACAUUUGAAGAGAGUCUUCAGCAACCACCAGCGGUGAAUAUAAGUCAAGUGACCUGCACAGACCAGGCAGACCACAGUAUGGUGUUGCACUGUCAUCUGUCAGCUGAUGCUGUGAAGUUCCCAGUCUCUGUCACUCAGCAGUCUCCAGCUGCUGUUUCCGUGGAUACCUAUCAUGUCACCUUAGCUCUGCUGCAGGCCCAGGUGGAGAUCCGUUUGGAGGAGAUGAAGAAUGAGGGCCUGCUGGUGUCAUGGACAUUCAAGGACCGACCAGACUUGAACCUUUCAGUUGUUCCGAAACUUCAGCCUCGUGAAAAGAAUGAUGUGAAAGUGGAUCUGUCUACCAUAAAGGACCUGAUUGAGGACUCAGUUGUCAGCACCCAGCCUGCCAUGAUGGUGAAUCUGAAGGCAUGCACUGCUGGUAGUAAUGUGAUGUCCUGUGAAAAACUGUCCCGAGAGUCCCCAUCUAAUAUAGUGGCCCCGACGGUGUCCAAGUUGCUUCUCCGGCAUAUGCAGGUGCUCAACUUGAGCUGUGAGGAGGAAGGAGGAGGUGGGAAGCUAUGCUGUGUAGCCGAGCUAGACAGUCCUCUGCAGCAGAAGUGGACAAAGCCAGCGAGAGCAAGCAUUUCCAGCACUGCAGCAGCAGUGGAGUGGAAUGAGGAGCUCAUGCUGGAGCUGGGGCCACGAAGUAAAGAGUUGAAGCUGAGAGUACUGGAGAAGAGCAGUGGUGGGGAGAAUGUGCUUCUGGGACAUACUGCUGUUUCACUUGACUCCUGCAGCAAACAACCAUCUGGGAGGAUGGUCUAUUCCCUGACUCCAGGAGCUGGGCAGCUGCUCGCACCUGCGGCUACCCUUACACUGGAGCUGCUCUACCAUGAGUCUCCUUUGUCCCCGAAUCCCCAGUAUGCCACAUCACUGCGCACCAGCAUCACGCCCACCAAAAAAAUCGAGAUGGACCGUACCAUCAUGCCUGAUGGCACCAUUGUGACCACUGUCACCACCGUCCAGUCAAGGCCCAAGGUGGACUGUAAGCUGGAUUCACCCUCGAGGUCCCCAUCCAAAGUGGAAGUGACAGAGAAGACGACAACAAGGCUUUCAGAGAGCAGCUGUCCCAGCAGUGCCUCACCCAGCAACAGCUGGGACAGUCACAUGUCCAAUGGCUUGGAUCCUGUGGCCGAGACAGCAAUCAGGCAGUUGACUGAAACGAAUAACAAAUCUGCCAAGAAGACCCCGACAAAACGCAGCACACUUAUCAUCUCGGGAGUUUCCAAGGUACCAAUUGCCCAAGAUGAAAUGGCACUUUCUCUUGGUUAUGCUGCAUCUAUGGAGGCCACCAUGCAUGGAUAUUCCAUAAUGGCAGACAUGUGCGACCACCCCCAGAGCUCCACUGAGCCAUCUCAGCUGCUGGAAGCAUCAUUCUCAGGACAGAGAGCUAGUCAGGAGCUGGAUGAGACAACACGAUCAGACAUCUCUGAGAGACCUUCGGUGGAGGACGUGGAAUCUGAAACUGGCUCCACAGGAGCCCUCGAAACCAGGAGCUUAAAAGAUCAUAAAGUCAGCUUUCUCCGGAGCGGCACCAAGCUCAUCUUCCGGAGGAAGAACAAGCAGAAGGAAGCAGGCCUGAGCCAGUCGCAUGAUGACCUGUCCAAUGCCAGCACCAGCUCUGCCACCAGGAAGAAAGCCAGCAGCUUCUCCCGGCGCCUCAUCAAGCGCUUCUCCUUUACGUCUAAAUCAAAACCCAAGGCCAACGGCAGCACAACAUCAAUGGGCGAGAACUAAGGGUGGGAUGAAAGAUUGCAUUGGAGCCCCCUUUGUCUCUGUGUCUUUCCCACCCCAGGUAUCUGCGAACUACAAUCCAACUCCUUCCUCCUUCAGCUGAGGUGGAUACUUCACCUCCCCUGGUCCUUUAUAUUGGUUGAGGAGGUAAGGGAGUUAUGAACCCAAAACUUAGGUUGAUUAGCAACCCUGUUUCUGCCUCUUCCGGAUAUCAUGACCCAUUUGUGCUUGCAGAAGCCCUGAUAGCUUGCUAAGCAGUCAUUCUGACUGCUCCAGGCACUGGUGGAAUGACUCCAUGUCCUCCUGAUUGCCUUGCACCUUUGACUUCUCCAAAUGACCUCUUAGAAAGGGGAUGGGGUCUCCGAGGUGUCUGCUCCAGGGUUAAGACUUAACUCCUUAGUUCCUGAAAUCUUUAACUGUGUGACAAAAGAAACGCUUGAUUAACUUUUUUGGGGAAAAGGGGUUAAUCUAUGGACGAUCAGGGCUCCUCCACUGUACUUCUGCAUGGUGCAAAGUUCAUGGUCUGACUGAGGAGUGAUACCCGUUCGCUGCAGGGGAAAGAGUAACUCCAUAAACUAGUUACGCUAUUUGAACAGUGCCCCCCUGUUUUGUAGAGAAUGUUGGGGAUUUUUCUUUUAAGGGAAAGGACUUACCAGAAGAAGGGAACACUAGGUGAGACUCUGCAAGACAACUGGGUCCUUGCAAAAGUCAUCUUAUUAUCACUACUGCAGCAGCUGCUAGCCAGCCAUGAGGCUCCCUCUAUUGCCAGGGUGUUAUAGAAAGAUGAACUGAUCUAUAGAUGUAGCUCCCCCAAAUGUGGUGUCCACCACAUUUAGCUGUCUGGACCAGCAGCUAGUUUUUAUACAUAUGGUCUCCUUUUCCUACAGAGAUGGCUGGGGACACUGGAGGAGCAGAUGUUAUUUGGUCUUGUAGAAUGCAAAGUCCUUGCACUGUGCACAGCUGUUGUGGUCCAUAGGUGCUCUACUCUGAAGACAAACAUGAUGCUCAGAAAAUGAGGGAUAGAUUUGUGCUGGAGGAGUGUUUGCUAUGUAGCUUGAAGUUUAUUUUAGUGGCCCACAUGCCCCAUUCUUUAGUCGAAAGAAUAAAGGUAAAGUCCUCCACAGAAAAGAUUUGACUUGUUAAAAUGGAUCUUUCCCUAGUGGCUCCUGAUGGCACUGACGACUCCUCCUCCUGCAAAUCUGAUUCUGACUACGUAUCUUUCUUUCAAGUAGUAUGAAUGUCCUCAAUUUGUCUUGUAUUGGCAGAGGAAAUGAUGCUAAGAAAUGCAGAGGCCUUCAACUUCAUUGCAUGGAAGAGAAUCAAGUAGACAGGCAGACGCUUUGCCCUGAAUGUGGCAGGGGUUAGAAGUUUCAGAAUUUACUUUUCAUUUAAAAAAAGGGGGGGGGGGAGCUUGUAUGUGGAAAAAAUUACUCCUGGGUGAUUGCAGUAGGACGACAAUUAAGUUUUGUAAAAAUUACAGAUGAAGUCCCGUCUAUAGGAAAAUCCUUGAACAGUGAUCAUGGGGCACAUCAAAAGACUAGGAGGGGGUUAGCAGUAUAUAACUGUGAAGAGUUUAGGGCCAGGAACUAUUCAUGUUUCUGGGCUCAGGGCAGCACUAGGUUCUGGGUAGGAUCCAGAGUACGCAGCUAUGAUUUGAAAGCUAAUGAGUGGGGCACCUAAGUUAGAGGUGCUCUUUAGCAUUGUCCCGCUCACCUCAGCUAGACUAGGGUGUGCACAGUAUAAAACAACUGGUCCAGUUGGCUGACCAGUAGCCUCCUCUUUCCCCAGCUUUUGGUCCUGAACAGUCUGUUCAGUCUCAACAUCCUUUCUAUUUUUCUCCCUUUUCCUUCCUUGCUGAGAAACCAUCAUGCUUAUGCCACUCCUUCCCACACAUUAUCGGCCCACAGCACCUGCUGUCUGUCACUGAAACAUGAGCUCCUUGAUGGAGACUGUGCCAAGAUCUCAAUUGGGGCAUGUUAGCAGUUUUGGAGGACUCCUAGAAAGACGUAUAACCCACUUUUCUGUCACAGCUCACCUUCCUCUGUGGUCUCAAAGCUGUAGGCUUUCCUGACUGGAAAUCCUCCACCUGCCUCAUUCUUAGUUUUGUUGUUUUUUAUUUCUCUCAACUUUUGGGAGGUAGUUUGAGACUAAAAGUGGUUAACGUUCUGAGGUCAGACAACAUCAAUAUUUCUCCAGUAGCUACCUGUGAAACCCUUCCAGGGAUGCUAUAGCAGCUUCCCUGGAAGGCUGAAGAUAGUAAAAUACCCAUGUUUGAGGUUAGACUGAACAUAAACUAUGAGCUGAACAUGACUUUGAAUAACAGAAACAAGCAACUUCUGAGCUGCAACUUAACUGUUUCAUAAGUUUGAUUUGAGCUUAAAUUCUUCUUAAACAACAAAUGGAAUGGGCUGUCUCUGCUGGAGAGUACCUGGCUGUGAAAAUGCCAGUGCAGCUCAUUAUAUACUUCUUCAAAUGUAAAAAUCCAGACAGUCCCUUGCAGAUGGCUCCAGGGCAUGGUGGAUAUCUCCUUAGUAGGGUUAAACUAGGAGUCUCGUCUUUACUUUCUUAUGAACUUUUAUUUAAAGUAUCUGAUAAUUGGGUGAUCAUAUUCUUAGAACAGGGUUGCUCCGUUUUAUGGUCUUGGUUAAAUGACACAUUCUGCUCCUUUCUGCAUCUUCACAUUUGUACUCAGUAAUUUUUCAUGUAUAGCUGCUACCAUGCAUGAGCCAUAGAUUGUGGGACUUUUGCCCAUGCCUUUUGUGUACUUCUGGUUACUUGAUAUAUGAGGAAUGGUGAUGCUUCAGCCUCACAAUUAGGUGGGAUUAGGUCAAGUAACUGAUCUACUUUUAGCAUACUUACAGGUGAAAGAGGCCAUGUAUGUCUUUAGCAUCCAAACACUUCUAGAAUUUCAUGCGUUUAAGAAGCAGGUCCUACAGGAUUUUAUUUUCAAAACUGAUCCUUCAGUCUUAAAAGAUCUAACUUCUUCUUUCUCUACUUGUACUUAUUGCUUUGAAUGUUUGCUGUGUAAACUAUCUUUCACAGAGGCUGCAGUACCCUCAAUGGAUUGUUUAUUCCCUCAACCACUUGACUGCUCAUCUUGGUGCUAUCACAGUAAUUGUGGUAUAACCACCAGGAUCCACAAGGAUGAAGAUUAUUUUGCACUUUUUAGAUUAAAGCUGCAAAGCAUCUCCUUAAAGGGUCACUGGGGUCAAACACUUACAUUUAAUAAAAACUGGUUCUUUACCAGAUAUCAGUGUUUUGAUGUGUGUGGGAGGAAAACUGAAUGUAACGUUUUAGGGUUUGCUUUUUUUCUUUUUUCUUUUGGAAGAAUUGUACUCUUUUGGCACAUCUGCUGUGCAUAUAGUGCAACUUUCUGCUGGCCAUUUGAGAACCAAAAAGUGAAAGUGAUUCUAAACAAAAUGAAACUGCAGUGUUAUUGUCUAGCCUGAAACUAGUGCAAAAAAAUACACAAUGCAAAUGAAUGUCAGUGUCUAAUGUGAUGGUAAUAACACACAGCAAAUGAAAUACAUUUUAAAAAUAGCUUUUAAUUUGAAUAUCCUUUUCUAAUUGGCUGGCAGGGCUGUUUUUAAGCCUACAGAUGAAAAAUUUAAAGUCCAUUUUCUGUCCUCAGUCUACAGGCAGUCCCAUCUCAUGUCAAUAGAAACUGCAUGCAUAGAUAAGGAAUGCUGUGCAGCUUUAAAUGUUAAGGGACACACACAUACAGGCUUAAAUACAACAGGCUGUGUUAUGGAGAUCUCUCUUUCGAAGGCUAUUUCAAAAAGCUGCAUGUUAAUGGAACCAAGUUCUGUGUGUGUGUGUAGGGGAGGGGGCUAUGAUAUGAACUGAUUGAAAAGGAGAGGUAUAAUCAGUAGGUCUGAUUACUGCCCUUUACAGACUUUGUGGUGUUCCAUACUGGCAAUCCUCCCCAUUCCCAUAGGCAUUUCUUGUAAUGUGGUAUGUUUAAAAAAGAGAGAGAGAGAGGGAGAAAACUGUGCUUCUUACAAAUAUCUGUUGAAUUCACAGUCAGAUGAGUAGAGGUUAUGGAAGGGGGACUACAUCCAGGCAGAGAAUGGGACAAAUAAGUGUGGUGAAGAUGUGGAUAGUGAAAAGUUUUAUACAAACCUCUGCAAAUUGUUCACUCUUUAUUCAGCUAAGUUAAUUACUACUUUAGACUAUGCAUGUACAUAUAUACAGCAUAUUCGUGUGUGUGUGUGUGUGUAUAUAUAUAUAUGGAGGUUUUCUUCUAUUUCCUCUGAGUUAAUCAUUACUUAGGGACUUGUUUCCUGUGAAAACAUCUUUCUUUGGGUUAGAUUUCAAAUCCAUAGAGCUGGGGGCUUGUGGGCAACUAGUAAGCCAAUCUGAUCCCAGAUGGGACAGCAGCUGUAACUUAGACCUUAUUUGUUCCUUUCAGCUGUUUUUUUUUCUUCCCUUCCUGUACAUAACAAAUAUACAGUGAAAGUGUCCUAUCCUUGGUAGCAGAGAUUCAGUGAAACCCCUGAUUUAAAAAUAAAAUAAAAAGCUGGUGUGUCCCCUGUGAUAUUGUAGCUCCCUUUACAUGAGUGCCCCUCAACCCAGGACUCCUUUCACCGGUAUCUGCUUGCUUUGCUCACUUGUACAGGUUCUGGAGCAAACACCCACACUGAGCCUGAGCUAGUGCCCCACAUUUGUGCUCUUUUGUACUUUGAUGCCUUCUUUGUGGGUGGAUUAUUUUAACCCCAGAUUUCAAUGCAAAGAAAAAUAGGAACUGUUUAGCUAUUUAAGAGAGUCAAGUACAAUGAUUUAUUUAAAGAUUAAACUAAUGAAAUUCUGCACCUUUGUAAAUGUUUAAGAAGAGUUCCAUUGCUGUGUAAUGGCCUGAACUUGUUAACUUAUUAAACUAAAUGGGAGUUAUAAACAGUA